AGAGUCUGCCCCUUAAAUGUCAGGAGGCAACCUAAGACUAUUUGAAAACUACAUAGGGCAUUUCAACAAAUACCAACUGUUCUGCAUAUGCUAAACACGAAUCCCACCUUGUGAAAAACACCCCCUGGGGAGAGUCAAAUCCGUUCAGGUCUACGACUCGGAGUGGUUGCUCACUUGCUAUUACCAAAAAAAAAGAGAUGGAAAUUGGCCCAAUGAGAUUAUAAAGAACAUAUUCCUGACAACAGUCAUAGAGAAAAGAGAUGGAAACCACAUGGGGCAUUUAUUUAAAGGAUAUCACAACUUCACAGGUGAGAGCACAUAUUCGAAAUGAAUGGAGAACGCUCUAUUUUGUACUCUAACGAGUCAAUGAUCACUAAGGGAGUCUCUUCCCCUUCUUCUUCUGCUUCCUUUCCCCAUCCAUGGAGUUACGAUGUCUUCUUGAGUUUUAGAGGUACGGAUACCCGCUACAGUUUCGUAGACCAUCUCUACAGUGCUUUGCAACAGAAGGGAAUUAAUGCCUUCAUGGACGAUGGGCUUUGCAGAGGGGAAAAAAUAUGGCCAACACUUUCCAAAGCAAUUCAAGAGUCAAAGAUUUCUGUCAUCGUAUUCUCUGAAAACUACGCAUCCUCGACGUGGUGCUUGGAUGAACUUGUUCACAUCCUAAGUUGUAAAGAGUCAAAGCAACAAAAAAUAGUUUGGCCAAUUUUUUACAAAGUAGAUCCCUCGGAUGUGCGAAAUCAGAGAGGUCGUUUUGGAGAAGCACUUGCUCAUCAUGAACACAAAUUUAAGAAUGAUAUCGGGAAGGUGCUGCGAUGGAGGGCAGCUCUUAGGGAAGCAGCAAACUUUUCUGGGUGGUCUUUCUUGGAAGGGUAUGAAUCUAAAUUCAUCCAUGACAUCGUUGGGCAGAUUUCAGCAAAAGUAUUGAAUUGUCUGCAUUUGAAUGUGGCUGAAUACCCAGUUGGAAUACAGGAUCGUCUGCGAGAUUUGAAUUUGCUUAUAAAUGUUGAGAAAAACGAUGUUCGCAUGGUAGGAAUUUGGGGGACUGGUGGAAUUGGUAAGACAACAAUUGCUAAAGCUGUUCAUAAUUCAAUUGUCAAUAGAUUUGAUUGUAGCUGUUUUUUGGCAAAUGUUAGAGAAAAUUCCAUGAGAGAUGGAGGCAUGGUUGAACUACAAAACACUCUUCUUUUUGAGAUUUUAGGGGGUAAAAAUUUGAAGAUAACCAAUGUUGAUAAAGGAAUCAACGUGGUAAAGAAAAUGUUAAGCCAUAGAAAAGUUCUCUUAAUUCUUGAUGACGUGAGUCACCUGGACCAGUUAAAGAAACUAGCUGGAGGGUGUGAUUGGUUCGGUUUAGGAAGUAGAAUUAUCAUAACAACAAGAGAUAAGCAUUUGUUAUUGGCUCAUCAAGUUAAUCUAAUAUACAAGGUCAAGGAAUUAUAUCUUGACGAAGCUAUCCAACUAUUCAGUUGGAAUGCCUUUGGAAGAAAUGGACAUAUGGUUGAUCAUGGGAAAGUGAAAAGGGUAGUACUACACUACGCUUAUGGCCUUCCAUUAGCUCUGAUAGUUUUUGGUUCCCUUUUAUGCGGCAGAAGCGACGAGCAAUGGCAAGAUGCAUUAGACAGUUACAAAAGAGUUCCAAACCAUGAGAUUCAUGAAAUUCUCAAAAUAAGUUACAACAGUUUGGAAGAUUCCGUGAAAGAAGUUUUCCUCGACAUUGCAUGCUUCUUUAAUGGUAAAAGUAGAAGCUAUGUGAUAGAAGUACUAGAAAGUUGUAACCUCAACCCUAAGUAUGGUAUUGAAGUACUCAUAGAAAAGGCCCUCAUAACUAUUGAGAAUAACCUUCUUUGGAUGCAUGACUUGAUUGAAGAAAUGGGUAAAGAAAUAGUUCGUCAAGAGUCGCCCACUGAGCCUGGCAAGCGCAGUAGAUUGUGGUUUCCUGAGGAUGUUUAUCACGUUCUGACAGAAAACACAGGAACAGACAAAAUUAAAGGAAUCGUGGUACAAUGCCUCAAAUCAGACGAGAUUCGGUUGAAUGCUACAAGCUUUUCAAAAAUGAAAAAUCUUAAACUGUUUAUAAAUUGUAAUGCACAGAUUUUUGGAGAUGUUGAAUGUCUCCCUAAUGAGUUGAUGUUCCUCGAUUGGCCUGGAUGUCCAUUACAAUCUUUUCCAGCCAAUUUCAAUCCAAAGAAGAUGUUUAAGCUCAAUAUGCCUCGCAGCCAUCUGACACGACUAGGGGAGGGAUUUAAGAAUUUGCAAAAGCUGAGGUCUAUAAAUUUAGAUCAUUGUGAAUUCCUGACAGAAAUCCCCGACUUCUCUGGGGCCCCAAAUUUAGAGUACUUAAAUCUGAAUUACUGUACAAGUUUAGCUGAGGUCCAUCCUUCUGUCGGAUUCCUUGAUAAACUUGUUCACUUGAGUCUUCAUAAAUGCUCUAAUCUUAUGAUUUUUCCAAGAAGGAUGUGGUUGAAAUCUUUGGAAAUUCUUCAUCUUGGAGGUUGCAGAAGAUUAAAUUUUUUUCCUGAAAUUGUGGGUUUGAUGGAGUUCUUAAGAUCUAUAGUUCUAAUAGGCACUGCCAUAAAAGAAUUGCCGUCAUCAGUUGGAUUUCUCACUGGCCUGGAAGAAUUAAAUCUAUAUGAUUCUCCCAACCUCACAAAUCUGCCAUGCAACAUCUAUGAGUUGCAAAAUCUUCGGUAUCUUUUUAUCGACGACUGCCCAGAACUUAUUACAUUUCCACAUAAUGUGAUAUCACUUCCUUUGGUGCUUCCCAAGCUAUUGAAAUUUCGUAUGGGAGGAUGCAAUUUAUCACAAAGCAGUUUCCUUGCGACGCUUGAUUGUGCGUCCACAUUACAAGAACUUGAUCUAUCAGGAAGCAACUUUGUUACUCUUCCCUCGUGCAUUAGUAAGUUUGUCAACUUGUGGGAGCUUAAAUUGUGUUGUUGCAAGUAUCUUUUAGAAAUUCCAGAACUUCCAUCAAAGUUAAGUUGGGUAGAUGUAAGUGAUUGCAUAUCAUUAGAAAAUUUUUCAAAAUUAUCAACCAUAUUGGAACACAAUGAGUUAGGAGAGCUCGUGUGCAUGGAUUUGUUCAAUUGCCGUAGACUAUGUGAUAAUCUGGGUUAUGAUGCGGCUAAGAUGGAAGGUGUAUUACUGAAUCAGGUCUCCUCUGAAAACACCAACUUUGAAAUUUUACUACCAGGCAGUGAAGUUCCGAAGUGGUUCAGUUGCCGGAAAGAGGUCAAUUUUAUAUAUGAAUAUCUUGUUGACUACCCUCUAGGUUGGAAACCAAUAUGUGAACUUUCAAUUGAAAUCCCAAGAAAUUUGAAAUGGGAACACAUGGGACUGGCUCUUUGUGCUGUUUUUGAAAGAACACAAAGUAAAUCUGCUGAUUAUUGUUUUCGAGCUGAAAUUUCAAUGAAUGGUGGAGUUCAUUUUUAUUCAAGAGAGACAGAGUCAGCUCAUGUGUGGCUCAAGUACAUUCCAUUACAAAUCAAGCCGUGUGUGAAUCUUCAUGCAAGGAGGUGCGAAGUUAAAUUUUAUUGUAGUGGCAACUCAGGGUCGAUGUUCUUUAAUUUAAAAGUUGUGGAGUCCACCUAGUAUACAAGCAAGAUGGUGGUGACGUCAUGGCAGUCAAUGACAACGAUCUGCAAGAGCAGUGGCUUUCUUUGCCUUUGGAACCAAUGAAUCCUCAAAAGCGGCGUAAGAAGAGUAUAUCUAUGCAGGAACAACCAUCUCCAAAUGGAGAAAAACUUGUAUAUCACGGGGAUAGCAAAACAAUGUUAUUCCUAUGACAUGCAAGUUAUUUUCCAAACAGUGUUAUUCCCAUGACAUGCAAGUUCUUUUCAUCCAACUGAGACGACAAUAUGAUGGAAGUUUGGUGCUCCUGAUAGUUUGAGAUAUUGAGGCAAAUAUAGACAAAUGUUCUGGUGGUGGAUGUUCAGGCUCAAUACAUUUGACAAAUGUUAGGUGCACUGACCGACUGUAGGAAUGGUAUUGUCACACGGGGCUUGUACCUUAAGUGGUUAAGCGUAGUUACCCAUGCACCCAAAGUCCUAUGUUCGAAUCCAAAAAAAAGAACAUGAUUUUUCUGUAAUCCUCAUUAUCUACAUCAUUGAUAAAAUGUUAUAUGGCAAUUCAUUGCCUUUUGCUAUGGGGACUAGCGUGGCUGAGUUGUCCAUUUCUAACUUUAUGUUAAUUUUGCUUGGGAUUCCUAGCUAACUUUGUAGUUAUUUUCUGUUGGAUUUCUGUAUGUUAAUUUGAAUGAUUUUCUUGGGUGUUGUUUGGCAAUUCUUUCAUUUAUUUUAAUUUCAAUUCAUGCACCUAUCUAAGUAAUCACUUUUAAGCGAUCUUUCUUUGCUAUUACCUUAAAAAGUAGGUCAUGUAAUAUUUUCUGGAUUUAGAAGACGAGAUGAUUAUCCGGGGUGAUUCUGAAACUAACUUGAAGACCAGCUAAUGCAUGAAAUUUGAUCCAUAUGACGGCAUUUGGGGAACAAACUUUAGCAAGAGAUAGCAUGGUCAGCUUAUGCAUGGACUUUAAUUCAUAAGACGAGAUCCUGUAAGCAAGACAUAACAUGACCUCCUCAUUUGUCCCUACAAUGGUGUUAAGGUUGUAAAGAUAUCAAAGGUCCUAGUCUUGCCACAUGUCAAGAGAUCAAAGAAUCAAGUGGUUAAAAUGUUGUUAGUCUUGUUAGACAGUUAAGAAAGUCUGUUAGCAUUGAUCAGUGAAAGAAAGAGAGGUUAGAGAGGUUAGAGAACGUGAACCAGCUUCUAGCUAUAGCUUAAUAUAAAGGUCUGUAAUAGUGUUAGACAAAGAUUAAUGAAAAUACAAUAGUUUCCUCUCUCUCUCUCUCUCUAUUCAUCAGAAAUUCUCUCUGCUUAUCUUCACUUUUCUAUUUGCCUCUGUGUAAUUCUACUAUCUUGAUAUGGUAUCAUAGAAAUUCUCUUUGUUGGAAAUUUGGGCAUUCUGCUAUUCAAUGUUAUCAUAGAGGCAACUUCUCUUAUCAAGGCAAACCUCCUUCCGCCAAUCUUAGUGCCAUGCAUGCAAACUUUCCAUCUUCUACACCUCAUGAGCAAUUUUGGGUGGCUGAUACUGGUGCAACAACUCAUAUGACCUCUUAUUUGGCUCAACUCAGCUUGGCUACUCCUUUCUCAGGAUCUGAUACUAUUACCACUGCAGGGGGUUCAGGUUUGAGCAUUUCUAGUAUUGGCUCUUCCAUUUUGAAAGUUCCACAGUGCUCUUUACAAUUAAAACAAGUUUUGCAUGUGCCUAAGCUGUCCCAACAUUUGCUAUCAGUUCAUAGGUUGUGUAAAGAUAACAAUUGCAGCUUUAUUUGUGAUGCAUUUGGUUUUUGGAUUCAGGACAAGAUCACGGGGAUUGUUCUUCUCAAGGGACUGUGUAGAGCUGGCUUGUAUCCUAUUCAUUUCUCCAUUUCAUCCAUUCCACCACCUCGUCUUCCACAAGCAUCUUCUUUCCCCAAGAAUCAAUUCUGCUAUCUUGGUCAACAAGUCAAAACCAGUCUCUGACACAAGCGUUUCGGUCAUCCUUCUAACAAAAUCACUUCUGCUCUUUUAAAUCAAUCCCAAAUUUCUUUUACUUCAGACACUUCCAAAUUAGUCUGUACCACUUGUUUAGAAGGCAAACUUGCCAAACUUCCUUUUCCUUAUCCAGC
Molecule: messenger RNA, 5657 nt
Organism: Prunus avium (sweet cherry)
Lineage: Eukaryota; Viridiplantae; Streptophyta; Magnoliopsida; Rosales; Rosaceae
Product: disease resistance-like protein DSC1
Biological process (GO): defense response
Molecular function (GO): ADP binding
Source: RefSeq, a predicted model, not a curated record